This is a messenger RNA of Papilio xuthus (Asian swallowtail), 1668 nucleotides long. Its product is annotated as zinc finger protein OZF-like. The record is from RefSeq and is a predicted model, not a curated record. Bases 386 to 1615 code for a protein of 409 amino acids. Gene Ontology annotation, molecular function: DNA-binding transcription factor activity, RNA polymerase II-specific; sequence-specific DNA binding. Gene Ontology annotation, biological process: regulation of transcription by RNA polymerase II. NCBI's taxonomy places the organism in Eukaryota, Metazoa, Arthropoda, Insecta, Lepidoptera, Papilionidae. Gene Ontology annotation, cellular component: nucleus. The transcript has 2 exons.
AUCUGAAGAUAUCACCAGAACAGAUGCAUGUAUCACUAAAAUUUGGCAUAGAUGUAGGUAGAACAUAGGAAAAAUAUAUUAUGAUAGCAGGUUUUCAAUAUGAAUCGAAGCGCAAUGAUGUAAACAAAUAUAAACAGAAUAAUAAAUAAUAUAUGUAAACUAAAUCGAUUAUUAAAUUGCCUUAACUUUUUGUAAAUCGUCAUGCAAAUUACGACCUCAAUAGCAAUUCAAUUUAAAUCUGGUCACACUGCCCAAAGUAAGAAAGGAAGUGUCAAUGUCAAAAAAGUUUCGUCAACUGAAAACCGAUCGUAGUUUUUGAAAAGUUUUAGUUUGUAUUUGUGAAGAUAUUUUCUUUAUAUCUUAUUAGUAAUAACGACAUAGAAAAAUGCAAGAAAAUGUUACAGACUUAAUAUCACCGCGAACAAAGGAUAACCAUAAUAAUAAUUUAAAAGAACUGAAGAUUAUAUUGAACCGUAACGAUUGCAUUGUUAAUUCGUAUUUAAAGGGAUCAAAUAACAAUAUAAGUAAAUUACAAGAAAGUAAUACCAAAGAAUACAAACCAAGAAAAAGUAUGAAAUUCUUAGAAGACACUUGUUACAACAGAUCACAUCCAGAAACAAGUUCGAAAUCAAAUUUAUAUAAUUCUAAAUAUUCAGCAUACUAUUGUGAAGUAUGCGGUGAUAUAUUCCAAACAAUGCGAGCAUUAAUGCAACACACACGCUUUCACAUCAAGUCCCAAGGAGUUGUGUUCACAUGUGCCCUCUGCGGUGAAACAUUUGAAACUAAUUUAGAACUGAUCAACCACAAGGUAGUGCAUGAUACAGAGGACCAUUGCUUUAAAUGUAAGAAAUGUAAAGUGGCGUACACAAAUCACCAUGAUUACAUACAACACAAUGUAAGACAUAUGGAUACAGGCCCUUAUAAAUGCAUUGAGUGUUCGUUCACAUUUAGCUUAAGAAAGUCCUAUAAAAACCACAUAACAACACAUUAUUUGAAACAAUAUAAAUGUAAUAAAUGCCAAGAAAUAUUUAUACAAAAAUGUGAUCUUAAUAGGCAUAUAAGAAAUAACCAUAAUCCUGGUAUAGAUUGUGUUGAAUGCGGUAAACAUUAUCAAACACAGAGAGAUCAUGACGAACACAUGAGUAUACAUACAGGUGUUAAGACAUUCCAAUGUUUGUACUGCGGUAAAGGAUUCUCAAAAAAUCAAGGUAGACGUGUUCAUAUGAGGAAAAUGCAUACAAAGUUCGUACCUUACGAAUGUACAAUAUGUUCGGUAGGAUUUUAUAAUGGUUCACAAUUAAAAUCACAUAUGAUAAUUCAUAAUACGAAGAUGAAUUACGAAUGUAAUGAUUGUGGUCGUCAAUUCUAUCAUAGAAAUAGUAUGGUAGAGCAUGCAAGACAACAUUUAAACUAUAUGUUAUAUAAGUGCCCAAUAUGUAAAUGUAAACGACCAACAUAUCAGAAACUAUUAGAACAUACAGAGGUGAAGCAUAUUAAGAUCAAAAGAUAUAAAUGUGAAUUGUGUAAUGUCACAUUUAUUCUAAAACGUUCCUUAUUACGACAUUUGAGAACGCAUAAACAUCGAAAUAAGUCUUACGCGACAAUGGCGGUUUAGCUAUAAUAUAAUUGACAGAUUAUUAUUUCGUAAUAAAAGUUAUUUUAUAUGUG